This is a messenger RNA of Diaporthe citri, 2172 nucleotides long. RefSeq lists its product as uncharacterized. The record is from RefSeq and is a predicted model, not a curated record. Lineage: Eukaryota; Fungi; Ascomycota; Sordariomycetes; Diaporthales; Diaporthaceae. The transcript has 2 exons. Bases 1 to 2172 code for a protein of 723 amino acids.
AUGGCCUGGUCCAAAGGCGACGGCGAGGCCCCAUCGCCAGGAAGAGCUCCGGCUCCGGUUUCGCGCCCGGCGUCAUCCUCCACGCCGCCGCCGCCGUACGCCGCUCACAGCUUGGGCUCGCCAUACCAGCAGCCAUGGCAGUCUCCUGGCGAGACUGGCUCAGAAAUGCUGGGUCCUCAGCAUGCAUGGCAGACACGAGACCCACGUUCGUCCAGCACUCAGUCUCUGGUGCCCUCUGUCAACGAGAAUGAGUACAGGAGGACGUUACUGGUUGUCUACAUCCAUGGCUUCAUGGGCGACAACACCUCCUUCCGUUCCUUCCCCGCACACGUCCACUACUUCUUGCGGGAACAGCUGAGCGAGUCUCAUGUCGUCCAUUCCAAGAUCUAUCCCAGGUACAAGACCUACAAAGCCAUCGAAGUGGCCAGAGAUAAGUUCAGUGCCUGGCUGGAGCCUCACGAGAAGGAGGACACCGAUGUAGUUCUGGUCGGGCAUUCAAUGGGAGGACUUCUUGCUGCCGAUGUGGCGCUCAUUGUAUAUGAACCUUCCCCUGUCUUGUCUUGUCCAAUGGUCUCCGUUAACAUGUCCCUAGCCCUCUCCGAAUCCCAGUCUCUGGCCUCGCAGAAUGCCUCCGGAUCCCUCAGUCUACAGCAGACACCAAGCCUAUCCUCGGAUGCCGGGCCGUCAUCAGGCACCAUGUCUCCUGUACCGUUGUCGAGCAUGUCGUCCAAUGCGUCGGUUGGCCCACAGCCUGAUCCAAACUUCAAUCCGACCUUCUUCAACGAUGUCUCCUUCGUAGACAGGGGCUGGUGGAAGAACGUCGCUCACUUUGCCAAGAAGCACUAUUCAGAUGGCCUCUUUAGCUCUACAUACCAUCACCUACUGUCGCACCUGGAAUUCGGCAGCUGCCUUGCAGACUACAGCUCUCUGAACAACAGGUACAACAGAAUCCGCCGGCUAGAGGAUGUGGAUGAGCUGAACACUACAUCUGGAUCACGCAAGGAGCCGAGGGUUCGCUUUGUCAACUACUACACCGUUUCGACGGGCAUCCCAAAAGAGCCCUCAACACCGAAGCGUGCCGAUACUCAUCUGAAGCCGGUGGCGCCAGAAUCGCAGCAGACCGGCCCGGGGAGUUCCCAGGCAUCGACUCCCAGGAUCUCGAUCGAGGAUUACAGUGAUAAUGAAGAGCCUCAGACCCUACACGUACUUGAACCUCUACCAGUAUCUGAUGACGAGAACAUGGACGAGCAUGGGUCAGAUCAGGUACCCAAAAAAGGAGCGCAAAACGGCGGGCCCAAGAUACCAGAAUCAUCGAAUGGCGACGGAAGUGGCAAUGUUGACAUACAGACAGAAGCCCAAAACGCAUCGUCUUCUGCGACCGCAGAGGAAGAACCCACACCUGGAACAUCAACACAGACAUGUCCUAGUAAAGAUGGAACAGCCGAUAUAGACCAAGAUUUACCAGCGAUACCAGACCCUCCUGAGCCACCACAGGCUCCUGAUUUUACGAAAUACAGUGACAAAGAAGCAAGAAAGCAAGCCGAAAAGGAGUUCAAACGGACACAGAAGACCUACGACCAGGCCGUGAAGAACCGGGACAAGGCCAUCAAGGAGCGUCAAAAACUCGUCGAGAAGCGCCAGAAGAAGGCCCAGAAAGAGGCCGAUAAGCGCCUGAAAGAAGAGGCAAAGCGUCUGGCCAAAGAGCAGGGGCAAGGAAAGCAAAAGGCUGUCGGGCCACCAGAAGACGAGGAAGUGAACUCGGCCGCGGACCCGUCCCGUCCUUCCCAAGCCCAGGUGGUGACGCCGGCACAGGCACAGAUACUUGAGCGGCAGCUCACCGACCUCGUUUUCCAUGACCAGGAAGAAGCAGCGCCAUCAUCUCCACGAAAUCCGAGCGACGGUCCUGCAACCGACAAGGGGAAGUCAACCCUUGGCGCAGGGGCGGGCCAGAAGAAGCUUCGCAAGUUCUGCAUGCUCCCGCAAAAGGUCAGCGGCGGCCGGGACCGGACGUGGGUGGAGGUCUACAUGAAGGAUGUGGACGAGGUCGGCGCGCACUGCGGGCUGUUCUUCCCUGGGCCUCACUAUGAGAUACUCAUUGGUGAUGUCGGGUCGAGAAUCGUGGACUGGGUCCGGGAAGACGCGUCGAAGAGGGCUAUCCUGGCUUUGGACUAG